Molecule: messenger RNA, 1506 nt
Organism: Penicillium subrubescens
Lineage: Eukaryota; Fungi; Ascomycota; Eurotiomycetes; Eurotiales; Aspergillaceae
Product: bestrophin family protein
Exons: 6
Coding region: 1-1506 (501 amino acids)
Molecular function (GO): chloride channel activity
Source: RefSeq, a predicted model, not a curated record
AUGAGCGAAGGCCACGCUGCCCCUGUUGCCGACGCACCGGUGGCAACUGCUGGUGACAGCACUGGUACUGCCCCCGUCACCGUCGGUAAGGCCCAUCAUGUCGACAACAACAAUAGCCAUGCUCAGGCGCACUCUCUGAAGGAGCAGGAAUCCACAGAGCGACUCACACCUCGGCCAACUUUUAUGGAGAACUUGGCCAACUCACGCGAUGCCCAAUUCCAUCUGGAUCGUCGUGACUCGAGUGAGCUGGAGCGGUAUUUCCAUGGUCCCCGUAGCAUGGACAAGCACUCGAAAUGGCCCAUCUUCAUGCGUAUGCAUGGUAGCGUUACCCCGAAGAUGAUUCUGCCUAUUGUCCUCGUUGGUGCUUGGGCAACUGCCAUUACUUGCAUUGACCGAUUCCAUAAACCUAUUGGUGUCAACAAUAUUCUUCUUACUGUUCUUGGUUUCGUGGUCGGUUUGGCAUUGUCGUUCCGCAGCUCCACUGCGUAUGAAAGAUGGGCAGAUGGCCGCAAGUACUGGGCUCAACUCAUCCAAACCUCUCGCAAUCUAUCCCGCACAAUCUGGGUCAACACCAGCGAACGUGAAGGCGAAGAUGGCAAGGUGGAUCUUCUCCGCAAGGUUACCGCCAUGAACCUCAUCCUCGCCUACGCUGUCGCCCUCAAGCACAAGCUCCGCUUCGAACCAGAUGUCGCAUACGAAGAUCUUGCCGGUCUUAUCGGUCACCUGGAUACUUUCGCCCGCGACGCACACGACCGCGAGGUCCUCAACCCUCGUCCCAAGUCCCUCUGGAAGGCUACCGGAGAGUACCUGGGUGUUUCAUUCGCCGAGUCCAACCCCCGCAAGCUGAUCAAGCGGUCCAAGAAGCCUCUGGGCCAUCUUCCCCUGGAGAUUCUCAACCACUUGUCCGCAUACAUUGACUCGAUCGUGGCCAACGGUACCCUGACCUCCGGUCUGCACCAGAGCCAAGCCAUCACCAUGCUGUCCACCCUAAACGAAGUCCUGACCGGAACAGAGCGUGUGCUGGACACUCCUCUCCCCGCCGCAUACAGCAUCGCCAUCUCCCAAAUCGCCUGGAUCUACGUAAUGGUCCUCCCCUUCCAACUCGUCAAGGUCCUGGACUGGGUCACCAUCCCGGGUACCAUGGUCGCCGCAUACAUCAUCAUUGGCCUGGCCACCAUCGGCAGCGAAAUCGAGAACCCCUUCGGCCACGACGUGAACGAUCUUCCCCUGGACACCUACUGCCGCCAAAUCGCCGUCGAAAUGGACAUUAUCACCGCGACCCCCGCCCCCAAGGUCGACGAUUUCAUGAGCCGGCCCGAUAACCUCGUUCUCUUCCCUCUCAGCCAGAACAGCUACGACGAGUGGAAAGCCCGCAGCACGGAGGAUAUCCGUGCUGCGCUCCGGGCAAAGGUUACCGCUGGUACGGCUCUGACCUCAGCCCUGGACGGAUCAGAUGGGUCCACCCUGGUGACCCGCAUCACCACCAAGACUAAGCAAUCUGUUUAA